This is a messenger RNA of Gavia stellata (red-throated loon), 654 nucleotides long. RefSeq names its product START domain-containing protein 10-like. The record is from RefSeq and is a predicted model, not a curated record. NCBI's taxonomy places the organism in Eukaryota, Metazoa, Chordata, Aves, Gaviiformes, Gaviidae.
AUGGAUGAUGUUCAGGCUCUUUUCCUAGUCUCUGUUCUCCUGUUUGUCAUCACAGACUGGGAGCUUCUUCACGUGGAGCGGGAGAGCUACAGCAGAUUGAAGCUGUUAGCCGACACUGCAUUGACAUCCCGGUGGAGACUGUACGACGUGCUGCAAGAUGUCAAGUAUCAACGGAAGUGGGACACUAAUGUCAUCGACACGCAUGACAUCACCCGGCUGGCUGCCAAGGCUGAUAUGGGCUACUACGCCUGUGAGUGGGGGCCGGAGAAAUACCCUCCAUGUGAGGAUCUGGUAAGGGCUGUCUCUCUCCUGACAGGAUAGCUGGCGCUCAGCUGCAGUCUGACCUACCUGGCUCAGGUGGAUCCAAAAGACCCUCUUUGGCAAGCGGUGGUGCUAAUGCUGCCGCUUGCUGUGGGGGCUGCUGGGCGUUUGAUGCUAAAGAAACUGCACAAGGCCUGCGUGAAAUACCCUGCCUGGAAGCAGCAGCACAACGCAAACCUGAAACCCUGGCCGUACCCCGAGCAGAACAAGCUUCCUCCCUUGGUGCUGUCGGAGCUGGCGCUGCAGCGCGCUGCCUCACUGGAGAACGUCGACGAGAGCGGCCCGUCCGAAGGGAAGGAUGAGAGGGGCGAGCACAGCGGUUGGGAGAACUGA